AUGGAGGAGCCUAUUAUCCCCCAGCACAUUUCCAACUGGCCCCAUAUCGUGGUUUUUAUCCCCACGCGACGCGAAAAGAUCGACGAAAUCACAACAAAGUCUCCGGAUAGCCUUAAGAAUAAAGACUGCGCCACCAGGCUCUACCAACCUCUCGACCGCGCUGCAGCUCUCUCCAGGGCCGCUUCCUGGUUAGGUGGAUACCCUCCUCAGUUUGUCGAUCUAGAGGCUCGCCAGUCUGGCCACCCGAUUUGCGACCUACGCGAUCAGCUAUUGCGCUUACCCGACUUGUUUGAUUGUAUGUUUAUGCAUCCCUUGCUGCCAGAGAACACAGCCCGAACCGACACUUCCAAGAGGCUAGGGACUCGCACUCUGUAA
Molecule: messenger RNA, 375 nt
Organism: Penicillium waksmanii
Lineage: Eukaryota; Fungi; Ascomycota; Eurotiomycetes; Eurotiales; Aspergillaceae
Exons: 2
Coding region: 1-375 (124 amino acids)
Source: RefSeq, a predicted model, not a curated record